Molecule: messenger RNA, 2944 nt
Organism: Cavia porcellus (domestic guinea pig)
Lineage: Eukaryota; Metazoa; Chordata; Mammalia; Rodentia; Caviidae
Product: N-terminal Xaa-Pro-Lys N-methyltransferase 2
Exons: 6
Coding region: 1664-2461 (265 amino acids)
Biological process (GO): N-terminal protein amino acid methylation
Cellular component (GO): cytoplasm
Molecular function (GO): N-terminal protein N-methyltransferase activity
Source: RefSeq, a predicted model, not a curated record
GCCCAUUUUGCCUUUAGAUCCCGCUGGCAGAAGACCGAUGACGAGCUCUGUCGACAUAGCAUGUCCUUUAUCCUGCACAGAGCCAUAAGGAAUGACUUCUUUCAGUGCUACCUCUACCUGCUGGAAAAAAUUCCCCUGGGACAAAUGAGCUUGUACUCUAUUGCUCUUUUUGUAACAAGCAAACAGUUGGAGGUCUUGGAAUUCAGCUCAUAAUGCAGGAACUUUCAGGAAGGGAGUACCUGGGCGUAGCCAUGAUAGCUCAUAUCUUUGUUAGCAAAAUAUAUCUGGCAUUUAGGUGGAGAUGAAAACUCAAGCCUGCAACCAUGAAAGGCCACCUAUCGAGAUUGAUUCCUACUGAGCUGGAAGUUCACUUGUGGUCUAAAUGUUGCUGGCAUCAUGACCUGUUCUCAUUUCGAGAUCAAAGUUUGUGAUAAACUGCACCAACCAGUUGAUUUAAGCAGGUGAUGAUGAGUGUGGCUGCUUUGCUGCUUUGUUUGGAACAUGCAGAGCAUGGAGCUGUGGCUUUUCAGUGAUACCAGAACAGCAAAGUGGGCAAACCCUGUAAGCUGUAAUUUCCUAGCCUGAUUUUAAAAAACUCAAAAUUUGGAAAGGUCAUGUUACUGUGUUAGUGAUGCAGGACUUUUGUCAGCCUUGUUGAAUUUAUAAGCACUUUUUAUGGUACCUGGUGUCUACACAACACCACUAAGUGCUACAGAGGGGGAUUGAUGUAGGUCAUUGCUCCUACUCUGUUGGAAUCUGAGGACCCUACUUUAGAAGUUGUAUUUUCUCAGUCAGUAGCUAAUUUGUGAAGAUGAUAAAACUUAUAUGUAUUUAUUAAAACUUUAAAAAUAUUUGUAGAUUUAAAAUACCACUCUAUGUACAAUAGUAUGUAUGUGGAUAUAACAUAUAAUAUUGAUAAUCUCCAAAAAAUGACAUAUAUGUGAAGAACAGUUUUUGCCAUUUCAGGAAAUUCAUGAUCAAGUUUCAAACAGAUGGUUCUAGUUUCUUCAAAGUUGGAAAAUACUGCUGUAACUCUAUAGAUGGGACAUGUUCAUAGUGAUAUGUGAUGCUUAUUGAAUUUUUAACUUUUAGAAUAAAAAUUUGGUGCUAUGUAAUUGCUGUUUACUUCAGAGGCAAGUGGUACACCAGUUCAAUGCCAAAACCUUUCAGUUAUCUAAAGGAAAAUGUUCUUAGUUAAAGUUAAAUUGAUUUUUCUUAGAUUCCUGUCAAUCAAAAUAUUGCAUACUUUAGUUUGCUUCAUCCCAUGAUUAUGUUUUGAAAUAAUUGCAUGUUUUGCUUAGAGCUUUUAACUCUCUUUUAUUUUUGCCUAUUGAGAUGAAAACUGUAUUUUCCUCAAAAUAUUACUAAUGUCUUCUUAUUUCUGGGCUUCUUUGUCUAUUGUUUAGAAUCUACUCUGUGCUAUCUCUCAUAAAAUAAACUUGUUUCUCUAAAAGUAUGAUGAAUAACUAACUGUUACUUGGGUUUUUAGUUGGAUUUUUUGAUAAUUAAAUCAUCUUUUAUUGUGUGUCUUCUCUUGAUUUGAACCUUUACUGAGCUGGAAUAUAACUUCAAGAUACCUCUGAAGAAGAAGUUCCGAGGACCAAAGUAUUAUUCUGGAGAAAAAUAUCUUCUUUAACAAAUUAUGCCAAGAAACUAAUUAUGCAUGCACAGAAGAGUGAAGUAUACACAUCUUUUGAUAAAAAAAUGGAUUGAAAAUCUACGUAUGAAAACAGAAAUACUGAGUCUUCCAGAGUAUAAAAUAGUAAAAUUGUAUGCUUUAACAAGCCAAGUCAUCAAUGGUGAGAUGCAGUUCUAUGCCAGAGCAAAACUCUUUUACCAAGAAGUACCAGCCACAGAGGAAGGCAUGAUGGGAAAUUUCAUUGAACUAUCCCACCCAGAUAUCCAGGCCUCGCGGGAAUUUCUUAGGAAAUUUGUUGGGGGCCCUGGAAGAGCAGGAACUGACUACGCCCUGGACUGUGGCUCUGGGAUAGGAAGGGUCAGCAAGCACGUCUUGUUGCCAGUUUUUGACAGAGUGGAACUGGUUGAUAUGACGGAAUCUUUCCUGCUUGAAGCUCAGAACUAUCUUCAGGGCAAGGUGGACAAGGUAGAAAGCUACCACUGCUACGGCCUGCAGGAAUUCACACCCCCGUUCGGGAGAUACGACGUCAUCUGGAUUCAGUGGGUGUCGGGACACUUAACUGAUAAGGACCUGCUAGCAUUUCUUUCCCGGUGCCGAGAUGGCCUGAAAGAAAAUGGCAUCAUCAUACUGAAGGACAAUGUGGCACGGGAAGGCUGUGUCUUUGACCUCUCUGACAGCAGUGUGACCCGGGACAUGGACAUCCUCAGGACUCUCUUUAGGAAGAGUGGGCUGUUGGUUCUGGGCCAGGAAAGACAGCAGGGCUUUCCAGAGCAGUGCAUUCCUGUGUGGAUGUUCGCACUGCAGCGUGACAGACUCUCCUGAGCAGCGGAGAGUGUGGACAUCCAGAUGGGGAAGUGGUGCUUCGGGACAGGAUGCCUCCUGCAAGGUGCCUCUUGGAAUGCAAGCAGGCAUGGAGAGAAGGGAAGGGACUCAAUGCACGUUGGGAAAUGAUUGGUAAUGCAUGUACAGGUUUUUGGUGAUGACCUAAUAUACACGCGGAUAUACACAUACUUGGAAGUGCACAUCUGUAAAACUCUGGACUUUCUAAAAGACAGAGUGAAGCAUCAGGAAUAGUGCUGUAAGAAAUCGCUUGUAGAAUUAAAAAAUGUUAAGGAAGGGAAGGGAAUUGCAUGGACGGGAAGGGGCAUAGAUUGGGUAAUAGGAAGGUAGAUAUUAUAGAAGUACAUUAUUGGCAUGUACCAAAAUGCUGAAAAGAAACCAUUAUAUUGUUCAACUAACGUGCUAAUAAUAAUAAACAAAUAAAUUCCUUGUAUACACCUGAACUGUACAAAUAUGCAGACACAG